CAACCUACGAGGCCCCCGCCAUGACCCAUUCCGGCCUCCUGCAAUGACCGCCAAGCGGGCCGCGAUGCCACAAGAAGCGGCAGGCACUCGAGCCUGCUCGAUGUGCAGAUCGGUGUGCCUUGUCAAGCUCCUUGGCCCUGGCUCAGGCUGUGGCGGCACUCAUAGAAGAAUAAUAAUAGUGCAGUACCGGCAGCCCGUACACAUAGCAACGUGAGCCACAAAUCCAUACCCUGCUAACUGCAUAGUUGUUCUUGUCCCGAAGUUUCCAUCAGACCCGAGCCACACUGCACUGCACAACCCGUUGGUUCUCUUCCGAUCUUAACUUUGUUCUUACCACAACCACACUACCUAUGAAGACGCCCAGUCGUCGAUACUAAUGAGAGGGCUGACAUGCCUCCGCGACCAAUACGACCAAAGAACGAACCGUUGAGCUCAGAGAGCAGUGAUAUUGGAGACGGCAAAGGCGGAAAGAGGAAGGCAGUUUCAUCAGCAUGUAUCCCGUGUCGAAAACGCAAAAGCAAGUGCGACGGCAACGUCCCGGCUUGCUCGACGUGCAUUGCAGUAUACCGAACGGAGUGCAGCUACGAUGCGGAUUCGGAUCACCGGCGAAAAGGUGCACUCAAGCGUGACAUUCAAUCUUUACAGCAACAGAACGAUGCUCUGGAUGUGAUUGUCGCAUCUCUGAGGAGCUUGCCAGAGAAUGAGGCCAUUGCAUUACUCCACAAUCUUCGGAGCGAUACAAAUCCCAACGUACUGGCCGAUUCCUUACGAAGCAAUGUACGACUUCCACAUAGCUACGCUCAACAGACUUUGGAGGCAGACUUUGCGCAGCAAAUCACGACGCCUACGAGCGCAACCUCUACAGUACCACCCUCGCUCUCCCGCGAUAACUCUGGAGAGCAAUCCCACAGGGGAAGCGUUUCGUCGAUACCCGAACAGAGCGGUCAAUGGCUGCGAAUACCUCACGAUGCAGAGUUUAUCGAACAUCUGAUGAGUUUAUACCAGUGCUGGAUUCAUCCAUUCUACACGUUCCUGUGCUGGGAUCACUUUACACACGAUAUGAGUCGAGGAAGGACCGAUUACUGCAGCGCGCUGUUAGUCAACGCUGUUCUGGCCUUUGCCUGUCACUACUCUGACCGGGCGCUGGCUCGUACAGACCCCAGCAACCCAUCAACAGCAGGCGACCACUUUUAUGCAGAAGCGAAACGCCUGCUCGACAGCAACGAGACCUCAACGCUAACAACAGUGCAAGCCCUGGGCAUAAUGAGCCUGCGAGAGACAUCGGCUGGGCGAGACAGCGAUGGCUACCGGCUGGCAGGACGGUGUGUGCGCAUGGCGCUCGAGCUCGGACUCCAUCUGUCGGUCAUCAAAGAUGGGAUGAGAGAGCGCGAGGCCGAGGUGCGAAAAGUCACAUUUUGGGCCGUGUUCAACUUGGAAACAACAUGCUCCGUGGCCUUUGGCCGACUUUCGCAGCUACCUCGCUCCGCGGCAGACAUCGACACGCCCGCCGCAAAUGUCCGAUCCGAGACCAUGACUUGGCGACCGUACGAGGACACGAAUCUCCCUCUGAGCGCGAGCGCUGAGCAACCUGCACGAACAAUGCUGUUCAAGGACCAGCUCAGCAAACUUUCAGAGCUUGCCAGCGACAUGGUCAACACCUUCUACGCCCCACGAGAACGCUUCACCAGCCGAAAACUCGCCGCGACGUACGCGCAAUACCAAGCGUGGUAUCAGAAUCUGCCAGACUGCUUUCGUCUGGAGAACACGUCACUUCCUCACGUGCUUGUGCUACACAUGUACUACUAUGGCUGUAUACUUCAUCUGUUCCGACCGUACAUCAGACUCGACCUGCGCGCCGCAAAUCUUUACCCCCGCGACACCUGCACGUUUUGCGCGAACGAAAUAUCAGCGCUCAUGAACGCGCUGCGUGCAAUGUACGGUCUUCGCCGUGUUACCCUCGCCGUUACCAGCCUGCUGCUCUCCGCUUCGACGAUCCACCUUCUCAACCUUCCGUCCGAACAAGCAGCCAACCAUUUAUCGCAAGCGCUGCAUGACCUGGAGUCGAUGUCGGUGAAUCACAAAUUCGCAGCGCGAGCAGCAGAAAUCAUUCUGGCACUUUCCAGCAAAUGGAAUAUUGCUCUUCCUGAAGCCGCGGCCGCGAUUGCAGUCUAUCGAAUGGGCAGUGGCACAGCUUCACCCCCACCGAGUUCAUUCUUCGCCGCGAGCAUACCACGAGAAUUAUCAGGCGGAUCUCAGCGCACUCGCUCGGGCGACAGUGCGAGCAUUGCACCCUCUGCAACACCUCACAGAGAGUCUCCUUUCCUGCCGCCUCAACAGCAGGGCCCGACAUCGGUUCCAUUCUUCUAUUCUGACCCGACCACGCCUCUCGACGAGCGAACAGCACAGGCAGCGUUCUGGACACCUUUCCCGACGCAGGUCAUGCCAAUCGCUCAGCAAGAUCUUGGCCUGGGUGAAUUUUCUGGAUCGGGCGGGCAACAAGUUCACAACUGGGCCAUGUAUGGCGGUACAGGAGCAUCUCAAACGGUCAUGGACAAUCGACAUCACAGCGAUCCUGGGCAGGACCACCAUAUGGGAGAUAUGGACGCUUGGAGUUGGGGUUGAGGGAGAUGCUCAAGGUCUAUUGAGGUAUUCUGGACAUCGAAAUUGCCUGCCACGUUGCGAGUGAGGACCCCUGGCUUGAGCGGCAAGUCCACCACCGAGCCGGCGUGUGCUGGAGUACAGCGGAAGCUGGAAGGAAAUGAAAGGAACAAUGCUCUUCAUCGGUCAAUCUACAGCUGGGGAGCGGGCAUCAGCUUCCGCGGCAUACCGGAAAAGAUCUCAAAAGUCAAAGAGAAGGAUCGAAUAGAGAGUUACUUGGGAUGGACGUGGAUCAUUGCAGUAGCAUGGAAAAUAAAUAAAAGGAGAAGAAAUUUGACUACACGGAGCAACAGGACACUAUCGCAGAGAAGAGGGAGAAGAUCGAGAGCGGACACAGCACAACGAGGACUCCGAGAAUGACAUCAACAAUAGUAAGAGUAAGGAGGACUGGAGCUGGACUCCAGCUCUUACCUGCUCUACAACCCGCAAGCUGAUGGGAUGAGGGGCAAAGUACUCUAUACGCAUUGACGGCGUUCUAUAUCAUGAUGAUCUGGUCUGAAGAAGAAUCGGAGGUCAUUUGCGAAGCAUAUUCUGGGAGGAUUUAUUUUUGAUGGCGAAAUGAUACCAGUGUUUACGAUCGUACCAUAGUGAGAAGCUGAAUUGCAUAGUCAUGACACAACUCUGACAACACACUCUGAUCCCGCAUUUAUUCACAACAGC
Molecule: messenger RNA, 3318 nt
Organism: Cercospora beticola
Lineage: Eukaryota; Fungi; Ascomycota; Dothideomycetes; Mycosphaerellales; Mycosphaerellaceae
Biological process (GO): regulation of DNA-templated transcription; DNA-templated transcription
Molecular function (GO): zinc ion binding; DNA binding; DNA-binding transcription factor activity, RNA polymerase II-specific
Source: RefSeq, a predicted model, not a curated record